UGUGUUGGGAGACACAGCCGGUGUAUUUGGCUGGGAUGGGAGGGCACAGCGGCUCUCAAACUCCGCACACUUCCUGCUCUCGCUUAGUUCCAUCAUCAGGGAAGGCAGCGGUAGACCAGAGGAGGGAUGGCGGAGAAGAGCCCUGACCCGAGCGGCUCGAGCGCUCGCAGGUGUCCUGCUCUUUCUCCCGGAGAGAGACUGCAGCCGUCUGCAAGUGGCUUGUCCAAAUGGGUUCGUCUGAACGUCGGCGGCACGUACUUUCUCACGACGACACAAACGCUGUGCAGAGACCCGAAGUCUUUCCUGUACCGCCUGUGCCAGGCCGACCCCGACCUCGACUCCGACAAGGAUGAAACAGGUGCCUAUUUGAUAGACCGCGAUCCCACUUAUUUUGGUCCGGUGCUUAACUAUCUGAGACAUGGGAAGCUGGUGCUGAACCGAGGCCUAGCAGAGGAAGGCGUGCUGGAAGAGGCCGAAUUCUACAAUAUCACUUCAUUGAUUAAACUGGUCAAAGACAAAAUCAGAGAGAGGGAUUGUAAGACGGCUCAGCUUCCUGUGAAGCACGUCUACAGAGUCCUGCAGUGUCAGGAGGAGGAACUGACACAGAUGGUCUCCACCAUGUCAGAUGGCUGGAAGUUUGAACAGUUGGUUAGUAUCGGCUCUUCGUACAACUACGGAAAUGAGGAUCAAGCAGAGUUCCUCUGCGUGGUCUCCAAGGAGCUGCACAAUCAGUCAUACGGCACAAACAGCGAGCCCAGUGAAAAGGCCAAGAUUCUUCAAGAACAAGGCUCUCGAAUGUGAAACAACUGUUUUAUAUGCUCUGGUCCUGCAGUUGCCGUGCAAAACAACACGCACCAUAUCACAUCGAAUGAGAAUUGUCAAGCAGAAUGACAACCUGUUUGGAAUGGAUGUUCUGUUUUGUUUUAGAUUCAUUGACACUUGUUUGUGCCUGCACGGUUAAACCAGACUGUUGUUUCUUGACAUCGGCGGAUAUAUCCGAAUCGUUUGUGUUGAAAGGUAGGAAUAUGCAUGUCAUUAGUAAGCUGAGCAAAAAGGGCCUCAAUCACGCCUGGUCCAAUCAUGUUUACUCAGGGUCUCUUAUCAGCUUUCACAAAAUAUGUUUAUCAUGUCAUUUAUGAAAAAAAAAAAAAAACUUAAACCUGUAUAUUAUGCCAGAAAGUUAAACCUCGUUGUUUAAAAUUAUAACUAAGAGAGUGGAGUUUUUAAAAAAAAGUCAAAAGUAUUUUUUUUGAUUGAGAUUACAUUAUUAAGGUGGAUUAUAUGUAACAUUGACAGGUGAGGGACGGUGGAUUUUUAUAGCAAGGACUUUUUGCUUUAGCUUGUUUGUAAGAACAGAUGGGAUUAUGAUUCUUUUUUUUUUUUUUUUUGACUCGCAUAGUGUUAGUUUUAUACCAGAAGGGUGAAAGAACAUCCGUAACAGUUUGCCUCAAAGUUUCCUCACGUUUUGUGAGGUUUUACUGUUGCUGCCUUGAGUUGGUUAAAAACAGAACAGUCUUCCAUCCCCACAUUCAUUCCACUUGGACUUUGGAUAAACUGGAACUAUUUUUAACAUUUUUGGGGGUGAAAAACACCUAACGCUGUUGACUUUGUGACAGAGCUAGAUUUGGUUUAAUUGGAGAAUUAAGGCGAAGCCACGAAAGGCAUUCGGUCUGAUUUGUUUUGGCAAUACCGUUUCGAACAACGCUUUAUUUACAUGACAGCGACUGUUAAUUAGUGGCGUUGUAGGGCUUAUGUUGUUGACACUUUGGUAAGAGACGGAGACAGAAUGGGCACUUCUAGAAGAGUGAAAAAAAAUUCACAUCUACAUAGUUUAACACUGCAGUUCUUGCUUUGCUUCGGUUCAACUUUUUGAAAGUUGAUUCCAAAUAUACAUAAUCCAGUAGUUUAUUUAAAAACAUUUCGACAAUGUUGCCUUUAAUGAACCUACACAAGAUCUGAAUUUACUGAAUUGUGGUCAGGGAAAUAACACAUCACUUUGCUAGGCUUCGAGUAUAUCUAUUUGACAACCUGUAUAUAGACUAAAGAGCAUCAUAUUCAGUGCAUGUUAUUUUUCCUAAUCCUCUCUCACACACACACAAAGGGCUUUUACUAGUGGAAUACAAGCUAUAAUUUUUUGCAGAGAUUCAUCCGAUCUCUUAAUAUUGCCUGAUCGAGGCGAAGUUUACAUGGCUAGUGUUUUAUAAACAAUAAUACUACACGUUUACUUACCUUGACUAUGUGACAUCACAUUCUAGUUUGGUUUCAAGACCUGUAUGUUUACAUAUCCUCUCUGUUACCUAGUUAGUUAACGUCAGCCUUGCGUCUUAGCAGCUAGAGAGGAGGUUUGGAUUCGUUGAAACGUGCCUCUGUUAUGGCCUCAGAGGCUCCAGACAGUGCACUGAAAGCGCCCAUCGUCCAGGUCGUGACACUGGAGAGUGAGGGUCAUCACUGUGUAGGGCGCUGCAGCCCUUAAAGCCCCCUUUUUUUUUUAUGUCCUGCCUCCAAGUUCUUGGUGGAGAAAGUAGGAUGCGCACACUGAUGCACCGAUCUCACUUCUCCUUUGUCUGCUGGACUUUGUCAGCCACGGUCUACAUUUCAGUUGCCUGUUUACUUAAACUUGUUUCUGAUGUGCCCCGGUGAGUUUGUUUUUUAUUUUUAUUAUAGCGUGCAAUCUGCAAAAUGUAUUUUGAAAACGGGCAAAAUCUGACUGAAUUGUCUUUUGCUCCACUUUGUCACUGCUGUUCCUAUACUUAUUAUUAUCCUAUAACAUGUUUUUGUAUUUGUAUUUUUUUAUGCUUACAAUUUGUGUAUUCACAUAGUAUAUUAUAUAUGUAAUUGCAAGUUACGACUGGGGAAAAUGUAUAUGAUGGUAAUGCUAGAACCUGGUCAAACUAAAUAAACACUUUUGAAUUCUGAAA
This is a messenger RNA of Cyprinus carpio (common carp), 2918 nucleotides long. RefSeq names its product BTB/POZ domain-containing protein KCTD5-like. NCBI's taxonomy places the organism in Eukaryota, Metazoa, Chordata, Actinopteri, Cypriniformes, Cyprinidae. Gene Ontology annotation, molecular function: cullin family protein binding. The record is from RefSeq and is a predicted model, not a curated record. Gene Ontology annotation, biological process: proteasome-mediated ubiquitin-dependent protein catabolic process; protein homooligomerization. Gene Ontology annotation, cellular component: cytoplasm; Cul3-RING ubiquitin ligase complex.